Messenger RNA from Rhizophagus irregularis DAOM 181602=DAOM 197198, 2027 nucleotides. RefSeq lists its product as uncharacterized. Lineage: Eukaryota; Fungi; Glomeromycota; Glomeromycetes; Glomerales; Glomeraceae. Gene Ontology annotation, molecular function: glycerophospholipase activity. The record is from RefSeq and is a predicted model, not a curated record. Gene Ontology annotation, biological process: phospholipid metabolic process.
CAUACUUUCAUAAAUUUUAAUAGUAAAAAAUAAUUUGUAAAUUAUUUUUGGCCCCUCCUAUCCUUCCAAUUUAUAAUUAUAUAUGGUAUUGGAAAAGUUAAUUUAGUUGAUUUGGGUCCGUUUAUAGCGUGAUAUUACCAAACUUGUAAGAAUUGGAAGUUUCCAAUCUUCCAGUGCACAUCACUGCUUACCUCCUUGGCGCAUUAGGUAAUAAAUCUAUCGCGCCAUCAAGAUCUGUGACACGGCACAUGAGUAUCCACAUGAAUGGUAUGAUUACCGAAAUGUAAUAUUGUUCUUUUUUUGGUAAUAAUCACACGAGUCAAGGAUCACGAUUCGAUCAAGUCGCGUGCAUGAUUUGGCUGAACAGCGCCAAAGAUUUAAAGAUUUAAAAAAAUCCUUUUGUUUUAUGUGAUCUUUUAUAAAAAAAAAUGGUCAAUAUAAUCUUUAUAUUCGUAUUUUUUACUAUUUUAUUAAUUCAAUGUUCCACGUCAUUUAACCCGCAAAUUCAUUUCAGCAUUAACAAUAGCAGAAAAUUUGUUAAAGACAUUACACAAUGUCCAAAACUAAAGCCUCGUCAAACUCCUCCUAAAAGUGUUCAUGAUUUACGUAUUGACGAUAUUAAAGUUAUAAUGGCAAUAGGAGAUAGCAUUACAGCAGGAUUCGGAGCAAAAGGUCAUCAUGCAAAUAUACCAAUUGAUAUUCAUAAUCUUCAUGAAAAUCGUGGAGUAAGUUUUUCUAUUGGAGGUGAUCCUGGUGCCGUAACUAUUGCCAAUUUUAUAAAACAUUAUUCACCCGAGUUGAUAGGAUCUUCUACUGGAGAUCAUUUGGUUGAAUUAUGUUAUGGUCUAAUUUGUCCACCAUAUCAAUAUAAACCUAAAAAAGAUAGAUUUAACGCAGCACAAUCAGGAAUGAUGGCAUCAAAUCUUACAAUAGAAUUAAAUUAUUUAUUAGAUCAACUUUAUAAAGAACCAAUGGAAGUUGUGUUGAAAUCAUAUAAAUAUCUUACUUUUUUUAUUGGAUCAAAUGAUAUUUGUUUUAGAUGUUCAAAUGAUCUUCCAUGGUUAACAUCAAAGCAGUUUGAAGAUUACUUAAAAUCAACGUUAGAAAUCAUUAGAAGAGAAAUACCAAAUACAGUUGUAAAUCUUUUAGGUGUAUUUAAUGUUUCUCAAGUUUAUAAUUUUCAUAAGGAAGAAUAUUGUAAAGGGUGGGGCCUUGUUGCCGAGUAUGAAUGUUCUUGCGCUUUUGCCCCAGGGAUAUUUGGAACUCUUAAUAGAAAGAAAAUGGACGAGACUUCUAUGGAAUAUAACAAAGCUAUUAGAAACGUUGUUGAUUAUUAUGCUUCACAUAAAAGUGAUUCAUUUGCCGUAAUGUAUCAAGAAUUCGAUAUAGAUUUAACAACUUUUCCUGUCGAAGGUUUAAGUAAUGUUGAUUGUUUCCAUCCAAGUACAAAAUCUCAUGAUUUUAUCACUAAAAUUUUCUGGAAUAAUCUUGUACUUCCCGCGAGUAAACGUGGUGGUCGUAUUGAAUGGGAAGAUAAUGUCGGUAUCAGAUGUUUUGAAGAAAAUGAUCGAAUUAACACUAACAUACAUCCUUGAAAUUAUAUCUUUUUCAAAGACUCUUUUUAUUUACUAUUAAUUAUAUUAUAAUAUAUUAUUAAUAAAAUAGUUUUGAUUUAUAACAUCAUUGUUCUUUUAACUAGUUGGGUUGUACAAAGCUAAAGUUAUCCUAAUCUAUAACCUCUACCCCAAUUUCUUGAAGUACUCUCAGUUCGCGGUGCAUUCCUGCCAGGAUUUAAAAUGGUACCGAACGAAGUUCGAAUACCACUAGCAGACGAGAUAUUUGUAGGGAACCAAUAAUAUAACCAUUGUGGCGUAUUUAAAAAUCUUCUACCGCCAGUUGCAGGAUAUAUUUCUUGUAAAUAAUGAUAUAUAUGACCCGUAAAUACUCCUAUUAAUGAUGCCCACGGAAUUCCUCCCACUUGUAACAUUUCAAAUAUUAAUAAUACAAAUGGUAAAUAUACUCCCUGU